GUAAUCGUCGAUCGUCAUUGCAUACGCAUCAAGGUCCAAGAAAGCAAGCGUAAACAGUACUCCUUUAACACGAUGCAGCCUUUGAAAAGAACACCUACCUAAAGGAGAGGAAAAGGAUGGCGGUGACAGUGACUCCCAAAACCUGGCAGAAAAGAGGAAAAACUGGACCCAAACUUUGAAGUCCACGUCGGACAUCAAUCGCUUGCCACUAUAUAAAACCUAGUAAGAGGCUUAGAGCAAAUUCAGUAUUCAUAUCUCAAAACAAACAACACUGCUGAAGCCAGAAUUGCAAAUACCCAUUCCACUGAGAGAAAGAAGAGAGACAUAGGGCGAUGGAAGGAGAUAAAGGAACUGUCUGCGUCACAGGAGGAACCGGAUACAUAGGCUCGUGGCUGAUCAAGGUGCUUCUUGAACAGGGUUACUCUGUUCAUACUACUGUCAGAGUCGACCCAGGUAACAAGAGAGAUCUUAGCUUCCUCACCAGCCUACCAGGUGCAGAUGAAAAGCUUAAAAUCUUCACGGCAGAUCUUAGUUGUCCUGAGAGUUUCGAUGCAGCCAUUGAGGGAUGCAAAGGAGUUAUCCAUGUUGCCGCUCCCAUGAAUUUCCAAGAGGACGAAACUGAGGCAGUAUUGACACAAAGGGCAAUCGAUGGAGCACUAGGCAUUUUGAAGUCAUGCUUAAGAUCAAAAACAGUGAAGAGAGUCGUCUUCACUUCUACCAUUGCCGCAGUUUAUUUCAACAAGAAGAAUGUGGACGUGAUGGAUGAGAGUUAUUGGACUGAUGUGGAUUACAUUAGAGAACUUAACUUGCACGUAAGUUCUUAUGCGAUUUCCAAGACCUUGACAGAAAAAGCAGUUAUUGAAUUCGCAGCAGAACAUGGAUUGGAUCUGUUGACGGUCAUUCCUCCGAUGGUUGUCGGUCCCUUCAUUUGUCCAAAGAUGCAGAAUACAGUGCGCGUAGCUUUGACUCCGAUACUAGGGGGUACGGCUGACGAUAGUCUUCUUAUCAAUGCCGCGAUGGUGCAUAUUGAUGAUUUGUCAAGGGCAAUGAUCUUCCUGCUAGAGAAUCCUGAUGCAAAAGGGAGGUAUAAUUGUUCCUCGGACACAGUAACUAUUGAAAAGAUUGUUGAACUUCUUUCAGCUAAUUAUCCAGAAUUCCCAAUUGUGCAUUCACUAGCAGAAACUGAAGGUACUAGAAUGCCAGGUUUGUCAUCAAAGAAACUCAUGGAUUUGGGUUUCAAAUUUAACUAUGGGGUUAAGGAUAUAUAUGAUGGAGCUAUUAAGUGCUGCAAGGAAAAAGGGUUUCUCUGAGAUCAAGGACUUGAUGACUUUAUGUAUGAUUCAAUCAGUUGAGGGCUUCCUUUGGAGAUUUUAGGAUUCUGAAGAAGGAAGCAGCUCAUUAUUUUUGGUCUAAUAACAGGAAAAUUAAUGUAUUUUCUGCUGGAUUUUCAUGUUUGGAUGCUUGUGUUUUGCUGAAGUAUAUAUGGACUUCAUUAUUGUAGUUUGGUUGCAGCCAAGUUUCUUUCUCAACGUUCACCAAUAAAUAAUUAAAACAAGAAUGCAUACCUCCAAAGAUGAAGUUUAAUUAAACUAUUUGGACUACUAUAUUGCGUAUCCAACAUUUUGAACCAAAUGCCUAAGACAUAGUUAUUGAUUGUUGGAUUCUAUGGUAGUUUGUACAAGUAAAAAGAUGAAGGGCUGACAAUCAAACAAAUGAAAAGUAAAAAGUCCAAAUAGUAGUAUAUAACUGGGAACAAAUAAGUUACACAACCUACCAUUUGGACAUGAUUGCAUAUUUGAAUAUGCGUUUAAGAAUCUUAAAGGCAUAAUUAUAAUUAUGAGGAAUUGUAAUAAAGUUUUUAGAUCAGUAUCGACCAUCUUGCUUUUUAAUUGCCGAGAAAGAAUAAGGCUAAA
Durio zibethinus is the source of this 1913-nucleotide messenger RNA. Its product is annotated as vestitone reductase-like. The record is from RefSeq and is a predicted model, not a curated record. NCBI's taxonomy places the organism in Eukaryota, Viridiplantae, Streptophyta, Magnoliopsida, Malvales, Malvaceae. Gene Ontology annotation, molecular function: oxidoreductase activity, acting on the CH-OH group of donors, NAD or NADP as acceptor.